Molecule: messenger RNA, 918 nt
Organism: Olea europaea var. sylvestris
Lineage: Eukaryota; Viridiplantae; Streptophyta; Magnoliopsida; Lamiales; Oleaceae
Product: 40S ribosomal protein S7-like
Exons: 6
Coding region: 176-751 (191 amino acids)
Biological process (GO): rRNA processing; ribosomal small subunit biogenesis; translation
Cellular component (GO): small-subunit processome; ribosome; 90S preribosome
Molecular function (GO): structural constituent of ribosome
Source: RefSeq, a predicted model, not a curated record
ACACUAUAAAUUGGGAACGUACUCUGAUAUUCAUCACUGCACCAAUUUAUCUAUGUCGCAGUGAUUUCUACUCAACUUCUUCAUCACCAAACUUGGAAGGUAGUAUCGGAUUGUAUUAGUGUUGAAACGGGCAUUAAAUGUUGAAAUCGACUUGAUUUAUUUGUUAUCUUUCAAGAUGUUCACUGCACUUCAAAAGAUUCACAAGGAUAAGGAUGCUGAGCCUACCGGGUUCGAGGAGACUGUUGCCCAGGCUCUGUUCGACUUGGAGAAUACGAACCAAGAUAUUAAGAGUGAACUGAAAGAUCUUUACAUCAAUUCUGCCAUGCAAAUUGAUGUCUCUGGAAACAAGAAGGCUAUUGUGAUCCAUGUUCCUUAUCGGUUGAGGAAAGCUUUCCGCAAGAUUCAUCCUAGACUGGUGAGGGAGCUUGAGAAGAAGUUCAGUGGAAAGGAAGUUGUUUUCAUUGCUACACGAAGGAUAGUGCGACCGCCAAAGAAGGGUUCUGCUAUGCAGAGGCCCCGUACUCGUACACUCACAGCUGUGCACGAGGCCAUGCUUGAGGAUAUUGUUCAUCCUGCUGAGAUAGUUGGAAAACGUAUCCGAUACAGGCUUGAUGGAUCAAAGAUAAUGAAGGUUUUCUUGGAUCCAAAGGCAAAGAAUGACACUGAAAAUAAGCUAGAGACAUUUGCUGGAGUCUACAGAAAGCUUUCAGGGAAAGAUGUAGUGUUCGAAUUUCCCAUUACAGAGGCCUAAACCAUUGCUUCCUGUUUUCUUGUCGAUUCUCUAGUCAUGGAUUUUAAUUCUUAUUGGUAAUUUAAAGUUGACUUGUAGAGAUGUUGUUUAAUGGUCUUUGUUCAUUAGGAAGCGAGAAUUUUAAUGACAAGCUAUUUUCUUAUUGGAUACUUGUUCUUUUUGGAGUA